This is a messenger RNA of Blepharisma stoltei, 1613 nucleotides long. NCBI's taxonomy places the organism in Eukaryota, Ciliophora, Heterotrichea, Heterotrichida, Blepharismidae. The record is from the annotation of a GenBank genome assembly.
AUGAACGAUUCUUUGGAAUCAAAAAGAUAUCAAGCUAUUGCAUCAUUUGAUAGCUGCCAAGAGUGUACACCAACAUUACAAGAAGAUUCAAGAUUUUCUUUACUCCACCUUCGUGAGCGAACAAACCAUUAAAAAAUCCCUACCUAACAAAUUUUUAUGAAAACUAAUUUGAUAUAUACAGGUGAUAGUUAAUAUAAUAAAAUAUCUACCUAAUUCUGUUGAAUUUGAAAAAGCUCCUAUUUUAAAACAUAAAUUUUACAAAUUAAAUAAUAGUUGCUUCUAAAUUAUUUCAAAAAUAAAAAAAAUUUACUAUGGAAUUAAAAAAAUUACCCACUGAUCGAAAAAAAAUUUUUGUUGUUGACUAAAGUGAGUUAGUAAAUUAUGGACAAAUAAGCAGAAGUGCCAGCUUCAGGAUUGAAGAUAAAUUACUUCAAAAACAAAUUGGGGCUCAAAAACGGCUUGAUGAUCUGCGUAAGAAAAGAGAGCAAGAACUGCUACAAGAACUACAAGAAAAGCCCAAAAUUUCAAAUAAAUCCAAAGAGCUUGCCAAAAAGGCUGAUUUAAGAUAUCAUGAGCUACUAGCUGAUUUUUUAAAAGAAAAAGACACAAAGCACGAAAGCAUUGAAAAUUUUGAAGCAAAAGAUCAAAAACCUCAAAGAAAAGCAGCUAAUAUCAGCAAAGCAAUUAGUAGAGCAAAAUCAUCAGUGGAAUUUAAAGAUAAAAUAAAGUCUGAAAUAUUGAGAAAAUCCGUUGUAACUGCUGAAAAAGAGCAGAAAAUUAAUGUAAGAUUAAAGCCAAAAGAAGAAUUUAUAGUAAAAUUUGAUAUAAAAGACCAAGAAAAUGAAAAAAAAUUAUUAAACACAGAAGCAACCGUUGGGCAUGAAAGUCCUGAGCUUUCUCCUAUUAAAUAUGAAAUGAAAAGAGGAAAAGAUAAAAAACGACGAAAAAGUUUAUUGGAUUUAUCUGCAGCUGAACGUAGCAAGCUAUGAGAAGACCAAAAAAGAAAAAAAAUUGAAGCAAAAGUAAAAGCAAAAGAAGAAAACUCCAUGGUUGAGUGUACCUUUAAGCCAAUUAUUCACCAAGCUCCAAAACCUGCUAAAUCAUUAUGCUAUGCAAAGGAGAAUAUAAAAUAUUCUCAGAGUAGCAAACCUCAAAGCUCUGAUUCUUCCUUUUUAAGCUUUGAAAUUUUUCCACACAAGCGAGGGGGUUUUCUGAUAAUAAAAUAAAUAAAAAUCACCUUAUACCUUCCUCCCCCAAUAAUAAAGUACAUUUUCACCAAGAGGUUUUAGUACAAAAAAUUAAAAUAGUAAAUCAUAUAUGAGUAGACAAAACAUUUGCUUAUUAGGGUAAUUAUCAAAAUUUAAAUGUAGAAUUUUUUGGCAUUUAUCCUCAAUAAUAAGCGAAUUUCGACCCUCCUUACAAAUUCUAAAAUAAUCUAAAUAUGAAUUCAUAUGAAAUUUUAAAUAGGAAUUUUAUUUUUACCGUUUUCUGAUUUAAAGUAUGAUCCAAAUCAAUUUUUUUCGCGUAAUAACAUCUCCAGCUCCCAAAUAAACGUCUCAUUUAAAUCUGGAUGUAACUUAGACGAGCUCAUCUCAAGGUCAAAAAAUUUAUAA